GCGAUAGCGACUGCAGCGAGCAGCCCUGCAGCCCUCGGGGCUGGCUGCGGGUCUGUGCGCACCCCGGGCUGCUGCGGGUCUGUGCGCACCCCGGGCAGGCUGCGGGUCUGUGCCCACCCCGGGCUGCUCUGGGGGUCUGUGCGCACCCCGGGCUGCUCUGGGGGUCUGUGCCCACCCCGGGCUGCUGAGGGUCUCUGCCCAUCCCGGGCUGCUCUGGGGGUCUGUGCCCACCCCGGGCUGCUGCGGUUCUGUGCCCAUCCCGGCUGCUGAGGGUCUCUGCCCAUCCCCGGGCUGCUCUGGGGGUCUGUGCGCACCCCGGGCUGCUCUGCAGGUCUCUGCCCAUCCCCGGCAGCUCCGGGGACACGGGCUCGGCGCUGGCACGAUGAUGUGAGCUGCAGCGGGCACAGAGCUCAAGGGCACAGCUGGGUUUGCCGGGAGGGGAGGCAGAGCACAGGCAGCGCCCGCGCCCGGGGGGCGGCAGCAGCGCAGCCCCAUGUCCAGAGGAGGAGAGAUGGUUUAUAUCCCGGAUGACUCCGACUUCAGCUCCUUCAGGGAUCAGUGCGAGAGCCUGGAGGGCUGGCACUGUCGGUACAACAAGGCUGGCGUCACCGUGUGGAGUCAGGGCCAGGAGGAAAGCUGCACCGUGCAGAAAAUCAAGACCCGCAUCUCCUGCAAGGAUGUCCCCGCCGAGACCCUCUAUGACGUGCUGCACGACACCCGCUACCGCAAGAAGUGGGACUCCAACAUGAUCGAGACCUACGACAUCGGCCGCCUCACCGUCAACGCGGAUGUGGGAUACUACUCCUGGAAGUGCCCGAGCCCCCUGAAGAACCGCGAUUUCGUCACGCUGCGCUCCUGGCUGCCGCUGGGCAAUGAUUACAUGAUCAUCAACUACAGCGUCAAGCACCCGAAAUACCCGCCCCGGAAGGAUUUCGUGAGAGCCGUGUCCCUGCAGACCGGUUACCUGAUCAAGGCCAACGGGGACGGUGCCUGCAUCCUCUAUUACCUCACCCAGGUGGACCCUCGCGGGUCGCUGCCAAAGUGGGUGGUGAACCGCGUGUCCCAGUUCGUGGCACCGAAGGCGAUGAAGAAGAUUUACAAAGCCGGGCUCAAGUACCCGGAGUGGAAGCGCCGGCACGACCCCGAGUACAAGCCCUGGGUGUACCCCGAGCAGAACACGCUGCCCAGCGUCAGCCUGGCCGAGCUCUCCGUGCAGCACGCCGAUUCCCUGGAGAACAUCGACGAGACCGGGCUGCCCGAGGAGCACCUGAGCACCAGCGACCACGAGGCCUGAGCCCUCUGCUCGGGGGAAUCCUCUCAUCACCCGGGCUUGGCAGCCAGGGGGCACGGCUGGGAAUUUGGCUCUCUGCUUCCCAAUAGUCGCAUCUGCUCUCCAACUCCUUCAUCACUGACCUCCCUCCCUAGCCAGGCAGCGGGGAUCUGCAUCACAGGGGCUGGAGAGAGGGAGGAUGGGCACUCCCUGUGCCCGUGGAGAUGUCCCUGCAGGAGACAGUGUUCUGUGAGAGGCUGAGGUGGGCACGAGCUUUCCUGGCACCAGGAUGUGGCUCUGCCACUGUAAAACCCUCAAAAGCCCAGAGCUGGGGGGAUCUGUGGGGGUCGUGCCCGGGUUUUGCAGCAGCACGAGGUUUGGGUUGACCCCAUCUGGCCUGAGGUGCAGCUCUGCCCAGCCCGAGGUCAGGCUGGACCCACUCCAGCCCUCCACACCCCUCCAAGCUUAGUGUGACCCCCAUCUCAGGGAGCCCUGCCAGGCCCUCCCCUGAGCACCAGCUCGCCUUUUCAGGCUGGCUCUAGCCCGGCUGGCUCUGGGGACCCCUUCCCUGGGUGGUGUGUGGGGUCUGUCCUGGCACUGGGGUCUCGGGCCGCCUGUGUCCCCACUCUCCCCGUGUCUGCCGCUGCCGUGGUUCCUGGCACAACAAUAAAGGGGUUGGUGUGUGUGCGAG
Oenanthe melanoleuca is the source of this 1961-nucleotide messenger RNA. Its product is annotated as START domain-containing protein 10-like. The coding region runs from base 494 to 1294 and encodes 266 amino acids. The record is from RefSeq and is a predicted model, not a curated record. Gene Ontology annotation, molecular function: lipid binding. The transcript has 6 exons. NCBI's taxonomy places the organism in Eukaryota, Metazoa, Chordata, Aves, Passeriformes, Muscicapidae.